AUGCACAGCGUUGCUGGUAACUGCUUGGCUGGUGGUGGCUGCGCAGCUGGUCUCUGCUGCUCCGCAUACGGCUAUUGUGGUACAGGCGCUGAAUACUGUGGUGCAGCAACUGGUGGUUGUCGAACUUAUGGCUGUCCAGCAGGACAAUGCUGUUCGCAAUAUGGCUACUGUGGCGUUACUGCAGAACACUGUGGGGGAGGCGGUGGUGGCUAUGUUGGCGGUGGUGGUGGUGGUGGCUAUGUUGGCGGUGGUGGUGGUGGUGGUUAUGUUGGCGGUGGUGGCAGUGGUCUAUGUGGCGGUACGGGUUGUCCAGCUGGAUCAUGUUGUUCCUCAUAUGGAUUGUAG
Rotaria sp. Silwood1 is the source of this 345-nucleotide messenger RNA. The record is from the annotation of a GenBank genome assembly. NCBI's taxonomy places the organism in Eukaryota, Metazoa, Rotifera, Eurotatoria, Philodinida, Philodinidae.